Molecule: messenger RNA, 1452 nt
Organism: Fukomys damarensis (Damara mole-rat)
Lineage: Eukaryota; Metazoa; Chordata; Mammalia; Rodentia; Bathyergidae
Product: alcohol dehydrogenase 1
Exons: 8
Coding region: 224-1258 (344 amino acids)
Biological process (GO): retinol metabolic process; retinoic acid metabolic process
Cellular component (GO): cytosol
Molecular function (GO): all-trans-retinol dehydrogenase (NAD+) activity; zinc ion binding
Source: RefSeq, a predicted model, not a curated record
CUAGAGGCAGGACAACUGACCAUAUAAACUGAAAAUCAAUUACAAGUUGGAAGGACGAAAAAAAUGCACCAUGGCAGAGUCUUCAAGGACAAACCUUUCUACUCUCCUUUUUGGGCAUGUCCUGAACUAGCAUGGUAGGAUCAGGAUUUGGAAGUUAACAUGAAAAGCUUUGUGCUUUAGCCUCUGCCUUGUAGGUAGAGGGCAAUGCAGGGAGAGAAGCAGAAUGUUCUCUCUCAGGGUUUCCUUCCACAUUAUAUCCUCUGGGCUUUGUGGUACGGAUAAGCACAUUUUGGAUGGGAAAAACAAAGUACCACUCCCUGCAAUUUUGGGCCAUGAGGGAGCUGGCAUCGUAGAGAGUAUUGGAGAAGGUGUAACCAGUGUAAAACCAGGAGAUAAAGUUUUAACGUUCCCUAUUCCUGAAUGCAAAGAAUGUCAAUUUUGCUUGCAUCCCAAGGGUAACAUGUGUUUGAAGGAAAAGGUCCUGUCUCCAACUGGAUUAAUGUUAGACGGAACCAGCAGAUUUACUUGCAGAGGAAGGAAGAUUUAUAAUCUUUUUGGCACAAGCACAUUCACUGAAUAUACUGUAGUACAUGAAAUUGCAGUGGGGAAAAUUGAUGCUGCUGCUCCCAUGGAUAAGGUCUGCAUCAUGAGCUGUGCAGUGCCUACAGGCUUCGGAGCUGUGUUUAACACUGCAAGGGUCACCCCAGGUUCCACCUGUGUGGUUUUUGGACUUGGAGGAGUCGGCUUAGCUGUUGUCAUGGGCUGCAAAGCCUCUGGUGCUUCUAGGAUCAUCGGGGUUGACAUCAAUGAGAAGAAGUUUCCCCCGGCAAGAGCACUAGGAGUCACUGACUGUCUCAACCCACGGAACCUCAAGAAACCUGUCCAGGAGGUGGUGAAGGAAAUGACAGGUGGUGGUGUGGACUUUGCCUUUGAAGUUAUCGGAAACACUGAUACCGUGGUUGCAGCUUUGGAAUCAUGCCACAUGAGCUAUGGAGUAUGUGUGAUGGUUGGAGAAUCACCCUCAAAUUCACGACUCUCCUUUGACCCAAUACUGCUUCUCCCUGAGAGGAGCCUGAAAGGUAGCAUUAUGGGAGAGUAUAAAACGAGAUCUUGUAUUCCUAAACUGGUAACAGAUUAUAUACAAAAAAAAUUUAACACAGACCCACUUAUAACCCAUCAGUUGCCUUUUCAAAAAAUUAACGAGGCGUUUGAAUUGCUCCAUGGUGGAUACUGCAUCCGUUGUGUCCUCUUGUUCUGAGAUCCAGAUCAUGAAGAUUAAAAAAAUGAACAUCUCAAAAAAAAAAUUAUCUCCUACAAUGAUUCUCCAGUCCUCUUUAUCCCCUGGGAAACUUUGUUGCAAUACAUAGAUGCCAGCAUAAGAAACGAUUUAUAACAUUUUAAGAAAUAAAACUACUACAAUAAAAUUAACUAUUUUAGAACACAUUGACAUUU